UCUUGUGUUUACAAGCUCACAUGCAUUCCACUGGGCUGCAACAUGGCUGCGUGCUUGGUGAGGAGCUCAGUGCUCCGAAGGGCCAGCCCCGGCCACUGGCUACGGCCACGUCCCAGCACUGGUGCCCUGGUGUCCUGCAGGGCGGAGGGAGGCCCCCCCUCAUCCUCCAUAGCUCUCCCAGCCUCCGGCGAGGACAAGCUGAGGACCAUCCAGGACCUACCAAAGGUUGGCCUCUGGGAGGUUAUGUACAGAAUGGUCUUCCAGGGCUACUACAACCGUCUUCAUGAUCUCCAGAUUCACGAAAAAGAGCUUUACGGGCCCAUUUACGUGGGGGGGUUUAAAACAGUCUCGCUGAGUAGUGUGAAGCUAAUGGAGGAGGUCUUGAGAAAGGAGGAGAAGUUCCCCAGCCGAGGAGACAUGUCCCUUUGGACGGAUUACCGCAAUAUGAGGGGCCUUGGCUAUGGGCCCUUUACAGAGGAAGGAAAAAAUUGGUACAAUCUCAGAGCCCUUCUGAACAAGCGCAUGCUGCACCCGAGGGAUGCGGUGCGGUACGGCCCUGUGAUCAAUGAAGUGGUCACGGACCUGAUCAAGCGCAUCUGCUACCUGCGGCAGGCCUCUCCCUGCGGAACCCUGGUCACCGACGUGUCAAACAACCUGUACCUGUUCUCCCUUGAAGGUAUAUCGUCGGUUCUGUUCGAGAAGAGGAUUGGCUGUCUGGAGAACGCAAUACCCGACGGCACGCAGCACUUCAUCGACUCCAUUGCCCAGAUGUUUGCGAACAGCGCGGGGGUGAUAUUGCUGCCAAAGUGGGCCCAGCGCUUCUCGCCACACUGGCACCGUUACAUAGCGGGGUGGGACGGCAUCUUCAAAUUUGCUGGGCAGUUGAUUGACAAGAAGGUUGAGGAGAUGGAGCGGCGCUUGGGUGAGCAGCAGGAGGUGGAGGGGGAGUACCUAACCUACCUCCUCUCCAACACCCAGCUGAGCCGCAAGGAGGUGUACGGCAGCGUCACAGAGCUGCUGCUGGCCGGGGUGGACACGACCUCCAAUACGUUAAUGUGGGCGUUGCACUUGCUGUCCAAGAACCCUGAAGCUCAGGAGACCCUUUAUAAGGAGGUUUCUGAACACACAGACAUCCUGUCAGCUGAGGAAGUGAACUCUAUGCCGUACCUCAAGGCAGUCAUCAAGGAGACCCUGAGGAUGUAUCCUGUUGUUGUGAUGAAUGCAAGAAGAAACAUUGAAAAGGACGUUGUUAUUGGUGGCUACCAUUUUCCAAAGAACACAGUCUUCGGGUUCUCUCUCUACGCCAUGAGUCAUGAUGAGGAGACGUUCCCGGAGCCGUGGCGCUUUGAGCCGGGCCGGUGGCUGAGGGACGGCCGAGAGAGACCCUACCCAUUCGGGUCCAUCCCCUUUGGCUUCGGGGUCAGAGGUUGUGUUGGACGGAGGAUUGCUGAGCUGGAAAUGCACCUGUCUCUGGCCAGGAUGAUCAAGCUUUUUAAAGUGGAACCCGACCCCACAUUGGAGGAGAUCAAACCAGUGAGUCGCACCGUGCUGGUGGCCGACCGACAGGUCAACCUGCACUUCCUGGACAGAAGCAACCAAUCCCAACGCUAGUUUCACUUAUCAACUGUUUUAAACCGACCGGUACAACAGUAAUGACCCUUUUUAGCGGCUUUCCUUAGCUGCCACUGCAUAGCUAGUUACCUUGGUAAAACUUUGGUGAAUAAAUGAACACGAAUAUAAAGAAUGUACACAGAUGCACAUGCCGGCGUAUGCACACACACACACACACACACACACACACACACACACACACACACACACACACACACACACACACACACA
Molecule: messenger RNA, 1842 nt
Organism: Gadus chalcogrammus (walleye pollock)
Lineage: Eukaryota; Metazoa; Chordata; Actinopteri; Gadiformes; Gadidae
Product: sterol 26-hydroxylase, mitochondrial
Exons: 9
Coding region: 43-1611 (522 amino acids)
Biological process (GO): cellular response to peptide hormone stimulus; cortisol metabolic process; cholesterol metabolic process
Cellular component (GO): mitochondrial inner membrane
Molecular function (GO): iron ion binding; heme binding; monooxygenase activity
Source: RefSeq, a predicted model, not a curated record